This is a messenger RNA of Priapulus caudatus, 3027 nucleotides long. RefSeq names its product molybdenum cofactor sulfurase-like. The transcript has 12 exons. Bases 59 to 2617 code for a protein of 852 amino acids. Gene Ontology annotation, biological process: Mo-molybdopterin cofactor biosynthetic process. The record is from RefSeq and is a predicted model, not a curated record. Gene Ontology annotation, molecular function: molybdenum ion binding; molybdenum cofactor sulfurtransferase activity; pyridoxal phosphate binding. Lineage: Eukaryota; Metazoa; Priapulida; Priapulimorpha; Priapulimorphida; Priapulidae.
CCAUGGCAUAGGCACUUGGUACGUCUCGAUAAAAAAAAUUAAUGCUGAGCGUGCAGGCAUGGAACAACUAGCAGGCACUGUCAAUAUGUUGCGGCACCACAGUGACAGCUUGCAAGCGCUGCGAGUUCUUGAAUUUGGACGAUUGCAAAAAGGCAUAUAUCUUGAUCAUGCAGCAGCAGCCCUGUACACAAAAAGUCAGAUCAAUGCUACACAUAUGGACUUGCUCUCCAAUCAUUAUGGCAAUCCACACAGUAGACACUCGAGUAGUCAAUUGGCCACAGAGAUGAUUGAAAGAACACGACUCAGAGUACUGAAGUUUUUCUGCACGUCAAGCGACGACUACUCCGUCGUAUUCACCGCCGGGUGCACAGCCGCGCUGAAGCUUGUCGCCGAUUCGUUCCGGUGGACAGAUGGCACCACCGGUCGAGCGCCGGGUGUUUUCUGCUACCUGAACGACUCGCACACGUCAGUGCUGGGCAUGAGAGAGGUUGCCGCGCAACGCGGCGCGUCGGUCAACUGCGUGUCCAUCUCCGAUGUCGAACGCCUGACAGCUGAUCUGCAAUGGCGCGACGGCGUUUCAACGCUCCGCCACCAGCGCGCAUGCAAGUCUCUGUUCGCCAUGCCCGCCCAGUGCAACUUUUCAGGCAGGAAGUAUCCACUUAGUUGGGUGGCUGCGGUGCAUGGUGGUGCCCUCGAUGAUCGUCGGCCCAUGCAGCAAAGCGAAAACGAAACUCAGGAGACGACCGCCCCGCCCGUUGCCGGCAGCAAUACGUACGUAGAUGGCACCGCGUGGUACGUCUUGCUGGACGCCUCGGCGCUCGUAGGUACAGCUCCGCUCGAUCUUGGAGAACACCGGCCGGAUUAUGUUGCUGUCUCGUUCUACAAGAUGUUUGGGUAUCCGACGGGUGUCGGAGCUCUGCUGGUGAGGAACGACAGCCAGGGGGCGCUGGCGAGGACAUACUUCGGCGGCGGGACUGUUCAGGUAUCACUAGCCAGUGAGAGGUACCACACCUGCAGGCUAGGCAUCAGUGAAAGGUUCGAAGAUGGUACCAUACCAUUUCUAGAAAUCGCAGCACUCAGACAUGGGUUUGAUGUGCUAGAGGGUAUGGCAGGUGGCAUCCACCACAUCUCAUCAUACGCGUUCUCACUCGCGAGGUAUGUGUACGAAAGACUGGACGCUCUCUGCCACCACAAUGGGGCACCAGUGGCCAGAAUCUAUUGCGACACACGAUAUGACAAUGUGGCUACCCAGGGUGCGAUUCUUGCCUUUAAUAUCCUAAAGGAGACAGGAGAGUAUGAGGGGUACGCAGAGGUUGAAAAGAUGGCCAGUCUGUACAACAUUCAGUUGCGCACUGGCUGCUUUUGCAACCCCGGUGCAUGCCAGCGCCACCUAGGUCUUACCAAUGAGCAAGUAAAACAGCACUUUCAGGCAGGUCACAUGUGUGGCGACAGCGUUGAUGUGAUUAGUGGCUGUCCGACUGGGGCAGUGCGCAUUUCCUUCGGCUGGAUGUCAACGCUGGAGGACGGGCAGCGAUUCCUGGACAUGGUGCGAACAUGCUUCGUGGUCGCACACUCCACCGGCGAAAUGCACUGCGACAAAAGUGGCACCAAUGUAGACAACCCAUGUGUUUUGAGACCGGUGUCACCUUUCAGUGAUAGCGCGGUGGUGGCAGACUGUCAUGGCGUCAUGUCGGCGAAGACGGCAGACACUUCACACAUAUCCGCACCAGACAUGCAAGAGAAUGAAUCGCUGAGGCUCUCACGCAUUUUCCUGUACCCUGUAAAAUCGUGUGGCUCACUGGAGGUGCAUGAGUGGAAGCUGAGUGAGCGAGGCCUACUCUACGACAGGCAGUGGAUGGUCGUCACGGAUGCUGGCAUCGUUCUCACUCAGAAGCGCGAGUCUCGCCUAUGUCUCAUCAAGCCUCGCUUGGACUUGCUGGCUGGUGUCCUGUGGCUGACGUUCCCAGAUACCAACCCACUAAGUGUCCCCUUAGCCAUGGACCACGACAAGCAGGAGCAAGCCACAUCCGCCGAGAGGUUCACAGGCACCGUAUGUAGGGCUCGUGUGUGGGGACAGGACUGUGGUGCAGAAGCAGGGAGGUGGCUAUCAGCGUGCCUGAAUCGACCCGGCUGUCGCCUAGUUGCCCAUGACCCCGGCAGCAAACGAACACACGAUGAGGGUCGGACUUCGUUGUCACUCGCUAACGAGGCCCAGUACCUCAUCAUCUCCGAGUCCAGCAUCUCGCAUCUCUUUGAUUCCAUCGCCAUGACAGCGGACGAUGCUCGUCCUGAUCCCGAUGACUUGAUGGAGCGUUUCCGUGCAAACCUAGUUAUCGCAGGCGGCACACCAUUUGAGGAGGAGAGAUGGGAAAGUGUGCAGAUCGGCUGCCACAGCUUCCAGAGUCUGGGCCACUGCACUCGCUGUGCAGUGAUAUGCACUAAUCAGAGAACUGCAGAGUUUGGCCGACAGCUGCUGGUGACCCUGAGGUCACUUCGCGCAGGCAAGCUUAACUUUGGCAUCUAUGUAAGAGCCAGCUACAGCAGCAGUGACGCCACCAGUACAUUGAGAGUGGGAGACCAGGUGUUACCGGCUUAUAGGUUGGUGGUGGAGGCGUAAGUGUGCGUGAAGGGUUCUGGAGUGGGUGUAUAGGUGCGUGGUGCAGUGGUUGUAAACGACAGCUAAAUACGGUGUUAUUAACUAACUGACUAUAUACUGCCAUGCACAGGCCUUAUAUUAUAUUAGCAAAGGGGUUGUUAAAUAUAAAUGUAGGAUUAGGAAGAGGAUGCGGGAAUUGGGCUGAGAGAGAGAAAAUUAAGGCCUAUAAAAAUUAAUUUUAUUUAUUAAAUAUAUAUAUAUAUAUAUACAUGGCAGUAUGUCAGGUAUCUAGUUUUAAUAAUGAAAAUAACCUGUUAUAUAUAUAGGCUGGGAAUAUUGUUAUAUUAUUUUGUUUCUCUAAUAUAAAUAAUAACCUCUAAACAUAUGUUAUCAAAGUACUGAAAUAAAGUGUACUUUUUACAGCCACAAGA